This is a messenger RNA of Zophobas morio, 1028 nucleotides long. Its product is annotated as alpha-tocopherol transfer protein-like. The transcript has 3 exons. Bases 61 to 975 code for a protein of 304 amino acids. The record is from RefSeq and is a predicted model, not a curated record. Gene Ontology annotation, molecular function: phosphatidylinositol bisphosphate binding. Gene Ontology annotation, cellular component: membrane. Lineage: Eukaryota; Metazoa; Arthropoda; Insecta; Coleoptera; Tenebrionidae.
UUUCUAAACAACUACGUAUCGUUUACUAUAUUAAGUGUAACUCUUUUGGAACGAAAUAAAAUGAAUCUUAUGCUUCCAACCCAUGAACAGUAUUUGUAUCUUUGCAAAGAAAAUAACGAUGACCCCAAGACCAGAGACCGCGAUCUCGAAUCCAUAAAAGAAUGGCUUAGGCAAGAACCGCAUUUGCCCGACGCUUUCGGCGACAAAGCUAUACUAAACUUUCUCCGCUGGGGCAAAUUUUCUCUGGAAAAAACCAAAAAACGCAUGGACAUGUAUUUUACGAUUCGAAGCGCCUUUCCUCACCUCUUCACCAACAGAGACAUCUCAAACCCCGAACUAAAAUCUAACCACGACUACUUUUUGUUUGCAGUUUUACCAUUCAUGACGGACAAAGCCAGACGCAUAACUGUGGUGAGUGCGCCAAGAGACGACUUCCAAAGUGAAGACCUGGUCAAUUUUGGCAAGAUCGUGUUCAUGAUAUCUGAUAUUCGACUUCAUUUAGAAGAAGGUGCACUUGAUACGUACAUUAUCGACGCUAGCAUAAUUCAAAUCAAACAUUUUCCCAAAGUACCAGUGUCUGCAAUCAAAGAUUUCUUAGUGUCCGCACUGGAGGGGUACCCUGUUCGAGUGAAAGAAGUUCACGUGGUAAAUGCGUCCACGGUGGUUAGUUUGGUGUUGAAAUGGGCGUCUCAUUUUAUCAAAGACAAAAUAAUAAGGCGGAUUCAAAUUCACGAAAAUCUGGAGUCGUUGCACAAGUGCAUUCCGAAAGAGUACCUGCCGGAAGAGUUCGGCGGUACUGCUGGAAAGUUGAUAGAUUUUAGCAAACAGUGGAUACUUACACUGGAAGAGCGAAAACAGUGGUUUAAAGAACAAGAGAAAUUGAAGGCUGACGAGUCGAAGCGAGUGGUAGUGGGAACAAACAGGAAUAAUAUUUUUGGAGUGGAAGGAAGUUUCAGGCAGUUGAUGAUUGACUAAGUUGUAAAAGUUAUGACAAAUAAUGUCCAAUUUAUAUAUACUUCUGUAACUGA